Molecule: messenger RNA, 906 nt
Organism: Topomyia yanbarensis
Lineage: Eukaryota; Metazoa; Arthropoda; Insecta; Diptera; Culicidae
Product: coiled-coil domain-containing protein 124
Exons: 2
Coding region: 177-806 (209 amino acids)
Biological process (GO): transcription by RNA polymerase II
Cellular component (GO): nucleus
Molecular function (GO): transcription coactivator activity
Source: RefSeq, a predicted model, not a curated record
AUGACAGCUAUUACUGUCACAACAAUCUCCAUAUCAAUCUGAAUUUCGUAUUUAUAUUAAAUCAAUAGGAAAUUCCCUGAAAACCAUUUUUUCGAAAAGCACAAAUACGAAUCGGUUGAAGCUAUUAAAAAACCGUACGUACUCCGCUGUAAUAGGUAGGCACAACCCUAUACAAGAUGCCGAAAAAAAUGGGACUUAACACAAAGGCAGUGGAGGCACGAGAACGAAAAGCGGAAGCUAAAAUGGUACAAAAAGAAAAGGCUGCGAAGGCAGCCGAGGAUGCUCUCUGGGCAGACGAUGAUAAGCAACUAGCCAAGAAAAAGAAACAGAAGGAGGAUGAGGAACGCAAGCGAGCAGAACAGUUACGAAAAAAGGCCGAAGCAAAAGCUUUACUGGAACAAGAAAUGAGUUCGAUUCAAACCGCUCCAAAGAUGUCUGCCCAAAAAAUUACCCGUUCCCAGAUCGAUGCCGAAGUAGAGAAGCGUAAUCGAGCGAUCGAAGCUGUUAACAACCCUCCGAAAAUCGUCGCUCCCAAGGUGAUUCCACUCGAACACAAUCUGAAUCGUGUAAUGGCAGACACUGAAGUGGCGCAAACAAUCGAUCAAGCUCUGGCGGUAUUGAGCGUGAAGGAUGGCGAUGAUCGACACCCGGAAAAGCGAAUGAAGGCAGCGUACAAAGCAUACGAGGACGAACAACUACCAAUCUUGAAGCAAGAAUAUCCCUCUCUGAAGCUUUCACAGCUAAAGCAAAUGAUCUUCAAAAAUUGGCAGAAGGCACCGCAGAAUCCAAUGAACCAGGAGGCGUGAACAUAUGACCUAAUAGCGAUUGGCUACAAGGAAAAAUUGAUUGUGACAUAGAAGGUCGGGAUUUAAUCAGUACAAUUAAUCCGUUUCGCGAACCAACUUA